AUGCCAGAGAAAUGUGGUCUUGAUCUGACCUUGCAUGCGAGAUUCCUCCGCGGGGCUUUCUUCUACACACUUCUGCAGACAGUCGUGAUUAUGCCAGUUCUCAUGCCUCUACACAUCAUUUAUUCCCCUCGAGACAUCGCCAAGACCUCCAUGUUGCGAGCAUCGGUGUCAUCCCUUGUCCAGUCAUCCGGGUCCAAGUGGCUACAGAUAAAGGCGCUGGCUGCGAAGUUUGCAGCCUCCAAGGAAACGAAGCGAACCAUCACUCGAGGGGAAGAAGGUCAAGAUUCAAGUUCGAUCGUCGAAGAUUGUAAAGGUGUCAAACGAUAUAGAACCCUCAUGGUCACCAACGUACCUCCUGACAUGCGAGAUGAGACCAUAUUGAGGGAUUAUUUCAACUACUAUAUACAGAGGCAUCACGCACGCAAACAAUCUCCGAAGAAUCGACCAGACCUGAAGAAACCAAGGUUAUCCCUUAACGCUCUUGAAUUAACUGGAUGGACCAAUGAGGAGAGUGAUGUGGAAGAAGUGAUUCUGGUACGAAAGCUCCAUACCAUUGCUAGUUUGCGGGAUCGAAGGCAGGACGUACUGAGGAAACUCGAGAUCGUGAGUGCAAGAGUGAUGAUGCUUGUGCUGAUACUCAGGCCCAUGUCAACCUGGCAAAACGAGUUUUAG
This is a messenger RNA of Kwoniella botswanensis, 672 nucleotides long. RefSeq lists its product as uncharacterized. The record is from RefSeq and is a predicted model, not a curated record. The transcript has 5 exons. NCBI's taxonomy places the organism in Eukaryota, Fungi, Basidiomycota, Tremellomycetes, Tremellales, Cryptococcaceae. The coding region runs from base 1 to 672 and encodes 223 amino acids.